Molecule: messenger RNA, 915 nt
Organism: Sceloporus undulatus (fence lizard)
Lineage: Eukaryota; Metazoa; Chordata; Lepidosauria; Squamata; Phrynosomatidae
Product: polymerase delta-interacting protein 2-like
Exons: 2
Coding region: 423-746 (107 amino acids)
Source: RefSeq, a predicted model, not a curated record
CUGAAGGAGGCGGUGACCCCGAGGAGGUCAAGGGUGAAAGGUCACGGCUGGGGUCCCUCACCGGCCUCCCUCAGCGCUCGGUGCAGCCUGCGGAGGAGGGCGAAGGGGACGCGGGGCUCCUCAUCCUCCUCUUCUUGGGCCAGGGCGGCCUCCAGCUCGGCCCUCAGCUCCGUUGGGACCUCGAGGCCCGAGAGGAGGAGGCGCCCACGGAGCGCCCUUCCCGCCCGAAGAGAAGACGCCAUCUUGGCAAAGAAAGGAAGAGAGCGCCUUCCUCUCUAUGGUCGCGCGGCGGCGCCUAGAGCGGCCCUGGCGCAGAGGACGACGGGAAAGGAGCGCCCGCGCGCGGGGGGUUGUGGGUAGCGGCGCUGCUGCUGCUGCUGCUCAGGGCCUCGGACUCCUUCCUUCCUUCCUCCCUCCGCGGAAUGGCGGCGGCGGCCGUGGCUGCUGCUGCCGCCUCCUGCUCGGUCCGUUCUGCGGCUGCGCGGAGCCGGUGCUGGGCGUCGGUGCUGGGACGGGCCCGGGCCGCCUCCUCCUCUUCCUCCUCCUCGGGCUCCUGGGGUCUCCCCUGGGCAGCCAGGGGUCUCCUGCGGGGCUGGACGGGGCUCCCCCCGAGGCGCUUCCUCUCCUCGCGGAACCGUCCUGAGGGCAAAGUCUUGGAGACGGUGGGUGUCUUCGAAGUGCCAAAGCAGCAGGGCAAAUAUGACACAGGACAGGUAAGUAGGUUUUGGGAGGGACCCUUGUUUUAGGGAGGAAAGCAAAGACUAGUCUCUUCAUACAUGCAGAUAAUGGUCAUUGGUUUCAGGGGGGCAUGUUUAUGGACCUCUGUAUCUACUGUAUUUUUAACUUUAUUGUUUUUAACAUUAAUGGCAUUUUAAUGCGGUGAUGUAUUUUAACUUUUCCUAUUAAGUUUGUAGU